AUGCUUGGAUUCAAAAGAUGUCUGGCACAUCUGCUAUUCAUGUGUACACUCGUUAGUGCAUUUCGGCAUGGUGCUACCCUCAUGCCAAAUAAGUCAGUGAAGAUAUUUCGUGAAGUUUCGAGCUACAACUUUCCUGCGUUUUUCCACUCACAGCAUGCCCAACAAGUCAUAGAGGUUAAAUUUUACAAUCUGAAAAAAGAAAAAGAAGACGAAGAACAAUAUAAGAGCGGAGAUUUGCCUCCUUGGGAAAUUGAUAUGUUGAUUUUAACCGAAGACGACUUGAAGAUCAUCAAACUCGACAGAGAUGUAAGAAACGACUUUAGGUUACCAAGCGAUACCGAUGGUAUGAGUUGGAAUUCUAUAUAUGUUAGCGACAUAACUGUCCAUCCUGACAUUGAGCAAUUUAGCCUGGAUGAAGUCCUGACCAAAAAUCUGAACCAAUCGUUGAUUUCAUCCUUCAAGCUUUCUCCUGAAAACGACAUAGUUCAACAUCCUUUUGAAUCCCCUGGGACUUACUGCAUCAUUGCAUCCUUCAACUUCCCUCACAACGACACAGUGGCAAAUGUUGGUAUCACGUUUCGAGAUCCUCAUGGUGAAUUGAGCAGAGAGGACUACAAGUACAUGCACUUUUAUUUUAUGCUCAGCAUCAUCUACUUCGUCAGUUCCCUCUUGUACUGUUACUAUGUCUUUUACAAAGUUAUAAAUCAGAGCGAUGAAAAUCACACGAGUGCAAACACAAAACACAGUUUCCAAGCGGGGACAAUUCAACUUCGGAUCCUGAUAUACAUGUUUGGAAACUCCUUAUAUUACUUUUUGGCUACUAGCCAUUUUUACAAAUUGAACAUGGAUGACCCUUACAAUCCUGGCUUUAUGGGAACUUUUCUAAGAUUUGCGAGUCGCAUCUUGGCCACCGUUCUCAGUAACUGGGUCUUGUACAAUUUGGUGUUGAUGUCAUUGGGCUUUCUUUUCGCUUCGAGACCAAGUAAUCCACAAAUUCCAAUGUACAUGUUUCGCAAAUCUUUAUCCUCCCUUUUAGCAGCUAUUCGGUUGUACCAGAUGGAACUUGAUGGCUCCAGCUUUACGGAUAUGUUUUUGAGAUUUGGGAUUCAGAUCCUGGCCGCAGUUUGUUUUUGCUCUGCCUUGAGCAGCCUAUUGUCAAUGACAUCGGGCCAUCUUUUGAGUUCACUGAGAACCAAUGAACAACUUCUUCUGUCUAUAAGGGAGGCGGUAAUUGGAAAUGUUAUGCAGGGCUCAGUUUCCGCGUAUAUGCUUACAUAUCACGAUGGUUGGGGAGAGAUAGGGGAUCUUUUUUCCAACGUGAAACUCUUGGUCUUCUUUUUCUAUUUUCUCUACUUCUCAGUCAGAACGUAUUCUGAAUUGCGUUUACACGGAAGGAGUUCAGCUGCCAACAGAUUUAUGGCAACAGCAGUACUGAUUCUCUCUCCAAUUGUGUACGAUGGAUUCAUAUGCCCCCAUUAUCCCUCGUUCCUAUCAGAGGUCGCUUGGAGUAUGAAACGCUUCAGAUCAGACAGGCACACUCUUUCUUUCCCCUCCCUAUCAGACCUUGUUUUGAGUAUCAAAAACUCCAGAAAUUUCAGACACAGUAUUCACUUAUUAGCCACUCUUCUGACAGCAGUUUUGUGGAAGGACACCGUUGUUGAUUCAGGAAAGGUUGUGAAGGCCGAAUAG
Molecule: messenger RNA, 1689 nt
Organism: Kuraishia capsulata CBS 1993
Lineage: Eukaryota; Fungi; Ascomycota; Pichiomycetes; Pichiales; Pichiaceae
Exons: 1
Coding region: 1-1689 (562 amino acids)
Cellular component (GO): membrane
Source: RefSeq, a predicted model, not a curated record